Xiphophorus couchianus (Monterrey platyfish) is the source of this 4272-nucleotide messenger RNA. RefSeq names its product up-regulator of cell proliferation-like. Lineage: Eukaryota; Metazoa; Chordata; Actinopteri; Cyprinodontiformes; Poeciliidae. The transcript is spliced from 7 exons. The record is from RefSeq and is a predicted model, not a curated record. Gene Ontology annotation, molecular function: protein binding; GTP binding. The coding region runs from base 16 to 4233 and encodes 1405 amino acids.
GGAUAAGGAGUGAUCAUGACUCCACCCACCUGGAUAAAAGGAGCAGCUGAAGCAUUACUCCUCUAUUUGCAAGAGAAUUUGGUUUCUCUGCUUUCACCUUGUUUCUAUUCUGUAGAGUUUCCAUUAAAAACUUUAAGAAGGAAGUCUUCAACAGAAGUAGGAGCGUUCUCUAAGUGGUGUGAGGUGUUGAUGAAUGUUUCUACAACAAUGGCAAACUUGAAGGAGGAGGAAGAGUUCUUUGAUGCAGCAGGUGCCUUUACUGAACCUGACUGUAAUCCAGAGGGAGGCUCCACUGUGUCACUGCAGUCUAACAAUGUUUCUCCACCUGUAGCUAUUCACUGGGUUGGGACCAACAUAGUUUCUUUUGGUUUAGCACCAAUUGUUUCCCCAGUUAGGUAUAAAUUUCUAAUAAAUUACACCAGUGACACACAUUCUGGGAGCAUGGAGACUAGAGACUGCAGCACUGUUGAAAUUGUGGGACUCAAACCUGGGACAGAGUACAGCUUUAGCAUCACAAGGAUUGCAGAAACAGAGGAAAUAGCUACUCUGUCUGUAGUUACAGACCCUGUUCCUCCCAUGGCAAUACAAGUCUCAGAGGUCAGCAAUGAGUCGCUUUCUCUCCAGUGGGACAAACCCUCUGGAGAAGUGGAGUCUUUCAUUGUUACCUGCUGCAGUGAUGGUGAACGUGUGCAAGAGUUAAAAACAGAGACAAACAGUGUGACGUUCAACAGCCUGAGGCCUGGGGUUAGUUACUCCCUCCAUGUUUCAACACAACUAAGGAAUGGAACAAUCAGCAAGCCAGCUGUAACAUCGGCCAAAACAAUGACUGAUCUGGAGUUCCAGUUAGAGGAUCUUGGGUUGAAGAAAUAUAAAAGAGAGAAAAUAUCAUUGAGCAAGAUUCUUGAAAUCGAUGAGAAGACCAUUACGGAUCAACCUGUAAAGUGUAAAUCUGAAAUUCCUUGGUAUUUUCUAAAAAAACAGAUGAUGGUUAAUGUAACUGCAAGAAAUGUGAAACUCACUUCUGGAUGUGACUUAGUCUGCAAGGAUGCAGUAGGAACAGCAAAAUUAGAUCUGAGAAAUUUGCUUAACAUUCCAGACACGGAUGAUACAUUAAACCCUCUUGAUUUAAUCACUGCUCUCUUUCUGUGUUCUGAUGGUUUUGUUCAGCAAGAGUUAGCUCUCAAACUGUCCAUGUGUCAGUUCUCUGUUCCUCUGCUGCUUCCUAACUGUGAUACACAGCAGUGCACCCUCAUGCUGUGGGCCAUGAGAGACAUUGUAAAAAGGUACAGACCUCCAGCUCUUUCAGAAUCAAAAGGCUUCAUAGAAGAAAGAAUUGUAAAUUCUGAACUUCCAAUGAUCUCAUUUGUGAGACUGGGUGAGUGCUCUCUGUCCAAAUCAGAGAUCCUCAAUAAACUUCUGAGUAACUCUCAGCAAUACCAUGACACCUUUGUUCACCGUGACAUGGAGUCUGGAGACGUUCAGAGAAGAAUAUCCAAUGGACUGACUGAAAUGACCUGGUACCUUCCCUGUGGAAACAAAAACAUGGACAUCUUCAGUGAACCAGUUGCUAUAGCUAACCUUCGUGGAGACAUUGCUUCAUUUGAAACCCAAUUCUCCUUUUUGUGUCAGACAUCUGCUGCAGUUUUUGUGUUUUUUGAGAGUGAACAUUCUGGGUUAGAAUUUCUAACCCAGCAAAACUGCAAAGCUCAGAUCUUCCUGGUUGGCAAUGUUCGAAGUAAAACCUUCAGUCUGGAUGCUUUAGAAGAAGUUGCAACGAAGUUGUGCUUGACUAAUAACAACAUUAUUCUAAAAACCAAGAGCAUGAAUGAUGCAGAUUUUGUCAAAUGUUUGAGAAAAACGGUCAAUGAUGUUGUUCAUAGCCAGCAUAUAAAGAUUUCAGUUGAGAACAUGGUAAGUGUUGCCCAUGAACUGGGAGUCUUAGUAGAAGAAGAUGCUCCCGACUGCCAGGCUGGGAAAAUAAAUGCAGAUGCCAUCACUGCAGAGAUUGAAAACAUUCCUCAGUACAAAGAAGAACAUCUACCCCUACAAGGACAAAUAUGGAGGGAACUUACUUGUUUAGAAAAGGAAGAAUUUCGCCUCCAAAAGGUGGGUUCACAAAACAUCGAACAUUAUAGGAGUAAUCUUCAUGAGCAAAAAACAGAGCUACGUAAAAGGCAAAACUCCUAUGCAAUGUCACCGGCAAUGAGAUGCUUCAUCAAUGCCAUCUCCACCAAAGGUAUGGAGAGGUGCUAUUUUCUUAAAUGGAUGCAAAUGAACCUUGACAACCUGUCUCGGAUAAAACUGUCUGGUCUCAGGGAGCUUUACAAAGAAAAAAGCAAAGAUUCUGGCAAUAAAGAGGAAAUCAAAGAAAUUGACCAACAACUUUCCAGCAGCUCACUGGGAGUUGAGCACUUCUUCCGUGAAAUGGGUCAGAUCUACGAAGCUUCUCUUUACCUUCCAGAAACAGAUCCAUCACGUCAACAGCUGCAACAUCUGCCCAAACUCGGUGCUCAGUUGUUGCUGGAUGGAUUUCCUCUUGAGCUUGUAGAUGGAGAUGCUUCCAACAUUCCUCUCAGAUGGGUGAGUGAUGUUCUCUCUCAGCUCAAUGACUUGGUGUCUCCAAAGAACAAGAUACGGGUCAUCACAGUUCUUGGAGUUCAGAGCACAGGGAAGUCCACUCUCCUUAACACCAUGUUUGGAGUUCAGUUUGCAGUCAGCAGUGGUCGAUGCACUAGAGGUGCCUUCAUGCUGCUCAUCAAAGUCAAUGAAGACUUCAAGAAAGUUCUCAACUGUGACUUCAUGAUGAUCAUCGACACUGAAGGCUUAAAGUCACCAGAGCUAGCACAGCUGGACAACAGCCAUGAGCAUGACAAUGAGCUGGCAACACUUGUUGUUGGGCUGAGUGACAUCACCAUUAUCAAUAUUGCAAUGGAGAAUUCAACAGAGAUGAAAGACAUCCUGCAGAUAGUGGUGCAUGCUUUCCUCAGGAUGAAGGAGGUCGGCAAAAAGCCUCAAUGUCAGUUUGUUCACCAGAACGUUUCUGAUGUUUCAGCUCAUGAGAAGAACCUGAGAGACAGGAAGCUGCUGUUAGAACAGCUGAAUGAGAUGACCCAGGCUGCAGCUAAAAUGGAGAAGAAAGAGGAAUACAAGAGCUUCACUGAUGUGAUGGAGUAUAAUCCAGACACUGGGAACUGCUACAUUCCUGGACUCUGGAAUGGAAACCCACCAAUGGCUCCAGUCAAUGCAGGAUACAGUGAGGCUGUCUAUGAACUCAAGAAAAACAUCAUCCAACAGCUGGGAAAGUAUGAGUCAACUUCUAAUAACAUCUUGGAGUUCAGAGAGUGGAUAACCAGCCUGUGGAACGCAGUAAAACAUGAAAACUUCAUCUUCAGCUUCAGAAACAGCCUGGUGGCUGAUGCUUACAUGAGGCUCUGCACAGAAUACAACAAAUGGGAGUGGGAGUUCAAAAAGGAAAUGUACAAAUGGGUUACCACAGCAGAGACAAGAAUUUCCAAUUUUGGUACCGCUGCUGCAACAUCUGAAGUGUCUGACAUGAAUGAAUUCAUCAUUGUGUUGAAAAGUGAAGCAACCACAGAGCUGACCAAGUGGGAGACAAAGCUGCUCGAAAACUUGAAAAAUUACUUUGAGCAGUCAGAGGGUCAUGUUUAUCUAGUUGAAGCAUACAGAGAAGAUUUUGCAAACAGUACGAAGAGCCUUCGACGAGAAAUAGAAAACUCUGUUGUUAAUCAGGUGAUAGCAGCAGUUGACAUAAGACGAGGAAUGGCAGAACUCGAUAAAAUCAAGGAGAACCAUACAAAAAAAUUAGAAAAUCAGGUGCAUCAGCUCAUUGAAAAAUGUCGCAGGAAGUCCAUUCAAAUGACUGAAGAAGAACUGGAUGAUGAAUUUGCCAAGAUUUGGAGUGAGACUGAAAAUGAAUUAUCUUUUUCAAAAUUAAGUGUCAAGGACAUCAGCAGCAGUGUCCUCCACCAUCUGGCAACCAAUCUCUCAAUGAAAGGAGGUUAUGCAAGGGAAUUACUAAAUGCAAAAAAAUUGCAAGAUUGUGGAAGAGAGCCAUUCAAAUACAAUCCUGAAGCCUUUAUGGACAGAGCAAGACACAAAGUGAAGAAGUUUCUUUUCCGUAAGGAUUACUUGUUGGAAAUUCAGAAAUUGGCAGACAACAUCAUAGAUGCUUGCACUCAGUUUGUAACUGACAAAAUUGAAAAAAAAAACUAAUUACCAUGACACUUACACUGAGGAGAUUCUUCAUAUCAU